AUGGAGAGCGGUAUUUCUUAUCGUGUCCCUCCUCGCCAUGGCUCUCCACCGGCGGUGGCGACUGCUCAUUGGGACGAGCCGGACUUUAUAACGGCGACGGACGUCCUCCCCGUCCGAGUGCCCCUGGAGAGAGUCGAGAUUGGUCGGCACAGGUACGUGGCCGGUGAGCUGGGGGACCUGGAGCUGGUCUACGAGCUGGAGUCCUCCGUUCUGUCCGUCAACUGCGGCGUUAGUGGACUCGACGGAGCCUCUCUUCCGGCAUCGUUCCGAAUCAUGGACAUUUCCGCCGCUGACUUGUCGCUAGUGACUGUGAUACCGGGCUCACUGGAGAGCAUGGUAGUCAGACUCAUGUUGGAGACAGAGGAACCCGUGCAGUGCCUCGUACGGUCGUCCAGCGGAGAACAAUCCGAGGAAGCUUCUCCCCCAAAACCCACAAUCACAUCCACUGAAAGGACGAAGGAAGACGAUGGUGAUCCCACGACAAAGGAAGAAGAGAGAGUGCCACAGGUAGUGAGGAGGGUGCACAGUCGUAUAGUGAUCGCGACGGCUUCGGUUCACGAGGCGGGCCACUUACGAGACGUGCUACUGUUCCUAAAGGGAGGCUACACAGGGAAGGUGUCCCCCAAUGCCAUGUUCCUCAAUCCCAAAACACCAGCUGCAAAAGAAGAAACAGACGUGGCAGUGUCUCUUCAAGGAAGUACAGAAGAUCAACCAGAACCCGUCACCAGCAGCAUUACAUUUCUAGAGUCCCUUCCGGUGUGGGCUCGCUAUGUCCCGUGGUGGGUGUACUCUCGAAAUGUCCGAAUCUCCAUACAGAAUGUCCUCUUUCUCUACUCCCUGUUCUCCGUGGUGUGGGCUCUCUGGCAACUCUACCGAAACGUACACAUCAUUCAGCACGUCUUGGAGCCCAUCAUUGCCGGUGUGAAGGAGGUAUACCUGGCGUCAGUCAUAGAGGCAUUUGACUUGUGUCUGGCAAUGUUUACAGAGUUCUGGAUGCGCUAUCUUAGCCCACUGAACGUCUUACAAGCUUUGCUGCUCACUCCAGUCCUACAGUGCCUACCCAACACACAGAUCUUAGCCGCACUCAAGAACCUCUUCACCGGAGUGUACGGUGUUGUUGUUGUCUUUGGGCACGGUCUGUGGGACAUGCUCGGUAACCUAACGAGGCCAGUCCAACUAAUUUGGCAGGGGAUCCUCAAUUCUCGCAUUGCCGUCGGUUCACUUGACCUGAACAGAAUAAAGUUGUCGUGGGUCAUCAACUUGAUU
Geodia barretti is the source of this 1266-nucleotide messenger RNA. The record is from the annotation of a GenBank genome assembly. NCBI's taxonomy places the organism in Eukaryota, Metazoa, Porifera, Demospongiae, Tetractinellida, Geodiidae.